AUGGCAGAGAAAACAGAUUUUCAAAAGCGAUUAAUGGUAUCGGCCGCAAUCUCAUUGGGCCAUGAAUUGCAUCUAUUCGAAGCACUGGCCAAAGUCGGAAGCGAGGAACAUCCAGCGGGUGCUGAACAAGUGGCUGUGGAAUGCGGAUGUAGACCGAGAUAUGUCAAGGAAUGGCUGUCGGUUAUGGCAACAGGCAAUAUCAUUGAGGUCAACGAAGACGAAAAGUUCUGGAUCCGCAAGGAGAACGUUACGGAUUUGACGAGUGGCUUAGCUUUGCAGUUUAACUUAUUUCUCCCAGUGCUUCUCAAAUGCUACGACAAAGUUUGCGAAGUAUUCAAGAUCGACGGUCCAUAUGGGCUCAACUAUUCCGAGUUCAGUGGUUUCUACAAAGUUAUGACAUCAUUCAGUGAAGCUCUGCACAGAAAACACCUUUCACGCCUCGAGAACGGAGAGAUGAUGUGCUUGGAUGUUGGAUGCGGUAGUGGUUUCCACGCUGCACUUCUGGCGGAAACUUAUCCGAAGUCAAACUUCACAGGCAUCGACGUGACUCUAGAAGCGGUGCAUCAAGCUAAUCAACGAAGGUGA
Messenger RNA from Cooperia oncophora, 585 nucleotides. The record is from the annotation of a GenBank genome assembly. Lineage: Eukaryota; Metazoa; Nematoda; Chromadorea; Rhabditida; Trichostrongylidae.